CAUUUCAUAGCGCGGUUAUGCUUCUUUCAGCCGCGAGUUCCAGUGGCUCGAUCGCCGGGGAACCGCCGCAGAAGAAAUUAAGUAAUCCGGAGCCGUCGUCGCUGUCACUACUUCCAGAUGAAAUCGCUCUGAAUUGCUUGGCGCGCGUGCCGAGAUGUUACUACCCUGCGAUUUCAAUCGUCUCCAGGACCUUGAGGCGUCUCAUCGCUUCGUCGGAGUUCUACGUCGAACGGUCAGUACUUAGCCGCACAGAACAGGUCCUUUAUGUUUCACUUAGAUCUCUCGCUAGAACCCCUCGAUGGUACACUUUCAAUCAGAAACCUUUCGGAAAUGAGUCUGAAGCGGCAGGAAUUAGUCAUAAACUGGUUCCGAUUCCGUCAUUUCCUUUGAUUCCUUACUGGGGAAUGUCGACCGUCGCUGUUGGUUCUGAAAUCUACGUCCUUGGUGGAUGCGUCAACAACAAUUUGGUCUCCACUGUGUUUGUCGUCGAAUGUCCAUCUCACACGUGCCGCUUCCUCCCGAGCAUGAGGCAGGCGCGUGGCUGCGCCGCCGCGGAAUUCGUCGACGGGAAAUUAUAUGUAAUCGGAGGUUGUAAUCCUCUGUCUUUGAAUUGGGUGGAGGCCUUUGACCUCAAGACUCAAACUUGGGAGUCUGUUAUGGGCCUGUAUAUUGUGGAGGUGCACGAGAAAACGAUCAGAAGCUUUGUGAUAGAUGGUAAGAUUUACAUCAUGGAUCGGAAGAGUAGCUUUGUUUACGAUCCUAAGCAAGGGAGAUUGGAGAGUGACCUGUUGUUGGAUACACAAUGGAGUGUGGGCUCUUGCGUCAUUGAUAACAAGUUGUACACUUUCGGUAGGAAGAAUUAAAUAUGGGUGUUUGAUCCAAUCGCCAGGGUUUGGGAUCUCGUCAAGGGUCUCAAUGAUCUUCAUGAGAAGCGCGAUGGUUCUAGAAUGGCGAACCGUGGUGGAAAUCUUGCAAUUUUGUUUAACCUUAAAAAGUGUUCUACAGAAAUUUGGUGUACAGAGAUUGGUUUGGAAAGGAGAGACGGAGGAGAGAUUUGGGGGACGAUCUUGUGGUCUAAUCUUGUGCUUGCUUUGAAAGAUCCCUCCACCAUUGUACAAUCUCUAGCUGUAACAGUUUGAUGACCCAUGAGAUGGAUUCUUGCGCUUGUUUAUUUGUUGUACAACUCUAUGUAUGUGAUUUUGUUGUUUAAUGAAUUCGGUA
Molecule: messenger RNA, 1221 nt
Organism: Eutrema salsugineum
Lineage: Eukaryota; Viridiplantae; Streptophyta; Magnoliopsida; Brassicales; Brassicaceae
Product: F-box/kelch-repeat protein At4g39240
Molecular function (GO): protein binding
Source: RefSeq, a predicted model, not a curated record